AUGGUGAGUUUUGUUAGACUACAAGCAGGUAUUAAGGCAUCUAAAAAGGGCAAGGUUAAACUUACCAAGGCUGACAAGGCAAGGUUACAAAAAGAGGAAGAGGACAGGAGGUUAAAAGAAGAAGAGGAAGCCAGAUUACAAGCAGAAAGAGAUGAACAGGAAAGACUGGAAAGAGAAAAAAAGGAUAAAGUUCUGCCAGAACUUGAGUUGAAGGAUUUUGCGAGAAGAGAAAAUGAGCUGGAUGAACUGCGUCACCUGCUGGAAGACAACCACAAUUCAGUGGUUACUUGGAAAAAUGAGGAGGCAGAAAAAGCCAAGUGGGAGAGCUACAUGUGUUGUGAUGGUACUCCGGACCCCUCUGUUCAACAGGAAAUCAACACAUAUAUGAGUCUAUGGAAAGAGGACCCUGAAGUCAAUGUGACAAAAGUACUGAAGCAGUGUAUUGGGGCUUUACGGCUGAUAGAGAAACUUGAAGAUCUACUAAAAGAAACCUCCAAUUUGUUGGACAUUCAGAAGUACCAGGAAGCCAUUGCAAAUUUACAAGAGCUUAUUCACCUUAAACAUAAUCUUGCCACUGAAGAGAUUCUUAAGGAAGCCACUGCAAAUAUUGAUACUCAGACCGGCAACAUGCAGACUGUAGUCAAAGAUGAGCAUGUAACUCUCUGUCUCUGGGCCAACCUAAAAAAGAAUCCAAGGUUUAAAGGCCUGAACUUUGAGGAGGUCGGUCUUGGUUUUGAGAUUCCCAAACAGCUUGCAGUCAGUAACAUUGCAGUAAGGAUUCUCCAUACGCGAUACGACCACCUCUCCCUUCUGGCUCGCAUGACUCACACUAGAAUGCACACACCAAGCUCCAGGUCUCUUGCAGGUGGUGAAAAUUUUUUAACAGAGCAAGGGGAGAUUAAUGCAACAAGGGAGGAGGUGAAGACGCACGACUCUGAACAACAAAUAUCUGUGGAAGAGGAGGAUCAAUCUGGCUCUAAAUCUGCUGAUGGAAAGAGUGUCAGUCAAACUAGUCUCCACUCUGCAAGAAUCAGUGUCCACUCAGCAGAGAGCGGACAGAGCCAAAUAAAAACAAAGAUUGAGGGUUUGAAUGGUUCUGUGGACGGGGACUUGUCCUCAUCUCUCUCACACCUCAAUACAUCCGAGACGUGUUUCAGAGUUCAAGUUGUGGACAUGAUGCAGUAUUCUCCCCUGGGCGGAGUCUUCUACUAUAAUGUGUUUCACUUGCCCCCUCAGGCACACCACGUCAAUGGCUGGACCAUCAGACAAAUAUUGGACACAGGUUUAGAAGUGUUCCCCUAUCCACAAAAGGGGCUCCAGAUGAAUGAAUCACUCAUCAGCAAAUUAGAUGAUGUUGAAAGCAUUGGCAGCCCUCCUGUUGGUGUGUCUGUUACCAUACCUGACAAUGUUAUGUUCUUGGAAAAUCCCCAAGUAGCUCGAUGGGAUGCUACAGGAAAGCAGUGGAGAAUGGAUGGUGUCACUGAGGUCAUGUACAGUGAAGAAGAAUCCAAAAUCUCCUUCAAAAUGGACUCUUUCCAGCCGUUUGUUUUGAUACAGGACACAUAUGCCAACUUCCCCUUCCAGAGCUGGGAACUGAAGCCCCUGGGACAAGACUCAGCACUUUACACAAUUAAAGGAGCCCUCAUUAACGUCAGCAUCACUGUUCAGGGUCAUCAGUGCAUGCUGCAGACACAAGAGCAGAAAUGUCUGUCUCAUUUCACGGGGAAGUGGAUGAACAGCACAGCUCUGCAAAGAGCCAUGCAGGAUAGUGGGAUUAAUAUCUUUGUAAAUGAGUUUACAGAGAAAUAUGUGACAACAUAUGGCAAGGAUCCACUGACUGAACAUUCAGCUUAUGAGCAGAUGGCCCUCUUCUCCUCAGCUUGUGCCUUCACCUGGAGCAGGUGGAAUGCCCAGUGUGGCCCUGAGCACCUUGUCAUGCAGGUCUGUGAGCACUUUGCCACUGGACCGGUGCCUAAAGACCGCUGGUGCUUGUACCUGUUGGGGGCGCAGAGGAGUCAGAUGCUGGGUAUCUCUGAGAGCAGUGAAGCCUUCAGUCCAGACCACUGUCUCGGGACAGAGUUCCACUCCACUUUCAUCCACAUGCUGCAGGACCACAUGAGCGCAGAGGGCAUCGCUCGAACCAGAACCUCAGACAAUCUGUUUGUGGACACUGUCCAGAGCUUACUGUGUGCUACCAGACCUUUGCUCUAUGCAUGA
Messenger RNA from Periophthalmus magnuspinnatus, 2217 nucleotides. RefSeq names its product dynein axonemal intermediate chain 7 (gene dnai7). The transcript has 16 exons. Lineage: Eukaryota; Metazoa; Chordata; Actinopteri; Gobiiformes; Gobiidae. Gene Ontology annotation, cellular component: axoneme. Bases 1 to 2217 code for a protein of 738 amino acids. The record is from RefSeq and is a predicted model, not a curated record. Gene Ontology annotation, molecular function: microtubule binding; beta-tubulin binding.